Messenger RNA from Lasiodiplodia theobromae, 1119 nucleotides. RefSeq names its product Alpha beta-hydrolase. Lineage: Eukaryota; Fungi; Ascomycota; Dothideomycetes; Botryosphaeriales; Botryosphaeriaceae. The transcript is spliced from 2 exons. The coding region runs from base 1 to 1119 and encodes 372 amino acids. The record is from RefSeq and is a predicted model, not a curated record.
AUGCGUUCGGCACUUUUCUUUUUCCUGUCCCUCACGGGUGCAGCGAUCGCCAGCCCCAGCAAUGCCUCUAGUACCGAGACGCCUCACACCCGCAAGUACUUUUACACCGGCGGUCAAUACGUAGCCGACAGCGACGGCGAUCACACCUGGACCGAUCAACUCUACGUCGAACAGCUGACACCCGUCGGCGGCGCUACCAAGGAGAACCCCAUCGUUUUCAUCCACGGUCAGGCCCAAACAGGCACGAACUGGCUGAACAAGGCCGAUGGCAGCCCCGGGUGGUCGUCAUUCUUCCUGGGCCAGGGCUACCAGGUGUACAUCGUCGACCAGACGUACCGCGGCCGCUCGCCGACGACGCCGGGCCUGAGCACGUCGGCGUAUUCGGCCGAGCUGCUGCAGCAGCGCUUCACCGCGCCCGAGCUGUACAUGCUGUGGCCGCAGGCCGACAAGCACACCCAGUGGCCCGGCAACGGCACCCAGGGCGACCAGUACUUCGACGACUACUACAUCUCGACGGUCCCCUUCAUGAGCGGCGACGCCGUCGCCCAGCAGACGUCGUUCCAGAGCGCCGGCGCGGCGCUGCUUGAUCGCAUCGGCACGCCGGCCGUGCUGGUCGCGCACUCGCAGGGCGGCCUCAUGCCGUGGCUGCUGGCCGACGCCCGCCCCGACCUCGUCAAGAGCAUCGUCUCGCUCGAGCCCACCGGCCCGCCCUUCCGCGAGGCCGUCUUCUCGUCGUCGUCGUCGCGCCCGUACGGCAUCACUGAUGCGCCGCUGACUUACGACCCCCCGGUGUCUGACCCCGCGACCGACCUCGUCCAGCAGGUCUACCCGGGCAACGCGACUGCUGGUAUCUCCGAUUGUGUGCUGCAGUCGUCGAACAGCACUGUCCGCAAGCUGGUCAACCUGGAGAAGAUCCCCACCGUCCUCGUGACGUCCGAGUCGAGCUACCACGUCCCCUACGAUUGGUGCACCGUCAAGUUCCUCCAGCAGGCCGGUGUCCCCGCUGAGCAUCUUUUCCUUCCUGACGUUGGUCUGAAUGGAAACGCACAUAUGUUUUUCCUAGAAGAGAACUCUGAUGAUGUUGCUGCUGCGGUGAAUGACUGGAUCGUGAAGAACUGA